AUGCCACCCGCGACAUCGGCAGUCAAGGUAACCCUGCGGGAGCUGGCCGACCUGGCCAUCGGCACCCCGGAGGUGGGUGCAGUCAACUUCACGGCCCUGCACACACUCGUGGUGGCCAUGCUCAAACACCUCAACCUGCAGAACACCUAUGUCGACUUCCAGUCGGUGGCGACCGAACCCAGCCGCUUCCUGGAGCCUGCCCGGUCCUCCCACAGCGCCCCCCAACUGCCUGCUGAGGUUUUGGCGCCCAAAGAGAAGCGUCGCAGUGUGGGCCACUUGCAGGUGCCGGCCCUGGAGAGCCAGGUGAGGGACCUGGGCGGGCAGGUGCAGGACCUCAGCGUGCAGCUCCAGACCAUGGACAACAAGGUGCAGGACAUCGCCUCCCACGUGAAGCGCCUCUCCUCCCAGACCAGUGGCCUCAACCUGCCGGUGCUGCAGUGGCCGGAGGAGAGGAGUGCUCUCACACUGGUCCCUGAGAAGACCCAGAAGCAGCCCUCGAAGGCACUGAAGGGCAGCGAGGUCAUCCCUGCCAAGGAAAUCCUGCAGCGAAUUGAAGAGAUGGAGACCCUAAUGAGAGAUCGGAAUGAGUUUCUGGAGCUGGUGGGCCAGAAGCUGAGCAUCCUUCCGGGCGGGGAGGAGGUCACCAUGGUCACCUGGGAGGAGCUGGAGCAGGCCAUCACUGACGGCUGGCGGACCACUCAAGGGGGCUCAGAAACGCUGAUGGAACUUGCCAAGCGCAGAAGGCUGUCGUCCAUAACGACCAGUGACGUGAUUCCAAGCGGAGCCUCCCCCAGGCAGCUGAGCACUGAGCAGGCCUUGGAUCCCGCCAGGGGGUUCGGCCCAGCUAAGACCGGCUCAGUCUCCAGUGGCACGGGACACCCCUCUGAAGGAGUCACUAGCAGGGAGCAAGUCUGGGGCCUCCCUGCUACCAGUGUCCUGGGUAGAGAACAGCACCCAAGGACCAGUGAGGAUGCCAGCACACCAAGGUCCCAGCAAUCUCCCGGAGCUCAGAUCCCAGUGGAGGCUGGUCAUCGCAGGGGCAUGGAGCAGCUUUCCCAGACACAUUCAAGGAGAGCUGAGCGAGGUUCCCAGCUGGGCCCCCUACCUCAGGACCUGCCCCCCGUACAUCACCCUCAGUAUAGUGCCGCGCCCUAUAGCCACGGUCAAGUCUACCUAAGGCCAGAUCAGUAUGGACCAGCGACACCUGGCAUGGACCAACCUGGACUGGCACAGACCAGAGUUCGUCCACGUGCUAUGGUGCCCUACCUGGGUCAGCUGCCUCCUGACUUGGAUGACCUGGCAAGGAUAGCAUCUGCCAUGGAUCAGCGUGGUGUGAUACCACCCUCAGUAGCUGACAGGGACCAACAAGCACUGGAAUUGCCUAGCACGGAGCAACAUGACAUGUAUGAACCUGUGUUGGCACUUCCCGGCACAGACCAGUGGCGUAUGGUACAGCCUGGCAUGGAUGAGAAUGGCAUUGCACCGCUUGGCACUGAUCAGCAAGGCCUGGUAUGGGCUGGCCCGCAGCAACAUGGCUUUGUCUCACCUCUUCCCUAUCAGUAUGGCUUAGUGUCACCUGGCUUAAUGCAACCCAGCGCAGAUCAGCAAACUCUUGUACGGCCCAAUCUGGAAAUAUCUGGGGUCAUACAACCUGGAGUGGAUCGGCGUGGCUUGGCGCAGCCUGGAGUGGAUCGGCGUGGCUUGGGGCAGCCUGGAUCUGCAGUGGGCCAGCCUGGUAUGGCACAGCCUGGAGUGGAUCAGCGUGGCUUGGCACAGCCUGGAGUGGAUCAGCGUGGCUUGGCACAGCCUGGAGUGGAUCAGCGUGGCUUGGCACAGCCUGGAGUGGAUCAACGUGGCUUUGCACAGCCUGGAGUGGAUCAGCGUGGCUUGGCACAGCCUGGAGUGGAUCAACAUGAUUUGGCAAAGGCUGGAGUGGAUCAGCCUGGUUUGGUGCAGCCUGGAGUGGAUCAGCCUGGUUUGGCGCAGCCUGGUUUGGUGCAGCCUGGAGUGGAUCAGCCUGGUUUGGCGCAGCCUGGUUUGGUGCAGCCUGGAGUGGAUCAGCCCGGUUUGGCGCAGCUUGGUUUGGCACAGCCUGGAGUAGAUCAGCCUGGUUUGGUGCAGCCUGGAGUGGAUCAGCCUGACUUGGCACAAUCUACAGUGGGUCAGCCUGGUUUGGUGCAGCCUGGGAUGUAUCCACAUGGUUUGGUGCAGCCUGGAAUGUAUCCACGUAGUUUGGCGCAGCCUGGGAUGUAUCCACAUGGUUUGGCACAGCCUGGAAUGUAUCCACAUGGUUUAGUGCAGCCUGGAAUCUAUCCACAUGGUCUGGUACAGCCUGGAGAUCAGCGUGAUUUGACACAGCCUGGAGUGAAUCAGCGUGGCAUGGUGCAGCCUGGAGUGGAUUGGCCUGAUUUGGCACAGUCUGCAGUGGGCCAGCCUGGUGUGGCGCAGCCUGGAGAAGAUCAGCGUAGACUGUUGCAGCCUGGAGUGGAUCAUCGUGGUUUGGCGCAACCUGGUGCAGAUGCAAGCAAUUUGUUGCAAGCUGGUGCAGCCCAGGAUGGUUUAAUUCACCCUGGUGCAGAUGAAAGUGGUUUGGUGCAAAGUGGCACAGGUGAGAAAAGUUUGGUGCAAGCUGGUACAGAUGCAAGCAGUUUAGUGCAGCCUGGUGCAGAUGAACAAGGCUUGGUUCAACCUGGUGCAGAUGAAAGUGGUUUGGUGCAAAGUGGCACAGGUGAGGAAAGUUUGGUGCAAGCUGGUACAGAUGCAAGCGGUUUAGUGCAGCCUGGUGCAGAUGAACAAGGCUUGGUUCCACCUGGUGCCUAUCCCCCUGGUUUGGCACAACCUGGCUCAGAUCAGCAUGUUUUGAUGCAACAUGGUACAUACCCACAUGGUUUAGCACAGUCUAGUUGGAGACUGCCAGGUGCCGAUCGGCAAGGCCUGAGAGCACCUCACGCAGAGAGUCAGGGCUUGCCCGAAUUGCAGAGCAACUUUCAGAUUGUGCCACCACAUCAUCAUCAGUAUCGUAUGCCGCCCCGUGGCAGAGAGCUGCAUGGCCACACGCCAUCACUUGUAGGCAGUCAAGGUUUAGCAUCACCAAGUAUGUAUCAAAGGGUGUCACCAGGAACUUAUGGGCAAGGUUUGGUGCAUCCCAGCACAGACCAGCAUGGCCUGACCCCAGGAAGCACAGGCUUGGGGUUUGCACACCCAGAGCAAGAACGUCUGGCACCCUCAGGCCCAGACGAGCAGUACCAGCCAGCAGCAGGUGGUACCGCUCCACCUGCUGCCACAUACACACCCCCAGACCACGAGGGUCCCAGGCAUUCUGCUCACCGUGACCCAGGCCACUCGGGUGUGGAUCAGCGCAGGCGUGACCCGAGCAGAAUCCACGUCACGGGCCAAUCAAGAGUCAUGCUCCAUGCGGCACCCCCAGGGCAGGACUCCCACAGCUAUCUCCACACGACCUCAUCGGAAAGGAGUGACAUCCACAGAGAGCGGCACGACUCCCUGGACAGGGUCGAGCCCAGCUUCCCCAUGGCGGUGGAAACAUUUCGGCUGGUAGGUGAGCUCAUCGGCCUCUACGUGGAGUUCAAGGAGAGCAUGAAGGACCUGGACAAGGAGCAGACUGGCAAGUCAGACCUGGAGAAGAUACAGUACCUGCUGUCCCUGAUGGUCAAAAAGACCAUGCCCCCAGACCUGCAGGAUCAACUCAAGAACCUGAAGAUUUUGGCCAAAGAGUUCCGGCAGGAAAAAGCAAAACUGGAGAAGCUGCAGAAGAUGGUAGAGGGCGACGGGGAGCUGGAGGCGGGGAAGGAGCUGAAAGGUGGGCAGCUGGGCCUGCAGCUGGGCAUCCUCAGAGUCACCGUGGCUGACAUUGAGAAGGAGCUGGCUGAGCUGCGGGAGAGCCAAGUGCAGGGCAAGGCCACCAUGGAGAAUUCUGUCUCUGAAGCAUCUUUCUACCUGCAGGAACAGCUGGACAAGCUCCGUGCCAUCAUUGAGAGCAUGCUGACCUCCUCCUCCACCCUGCUGUCCAUGAGCAUGCCCUCCAUCAAGGCUCCGGUCGCCAUGGUGCCCGGCCAGAUCAACCCGGAGGCCACCUGUCCGGCCUGCAGCCUGGACUUGAGCCACCAGGUCAGCCUGCUGGUGCAGCGCUAUGAGCAGCUGCAGGACAUGGUCAACAACCUGGCCGCCUCCAGGCCCUCCAAGAAAGCCAAACUCCAAAGCCAGGAUGAAGAGCUGCUGGGCCAUGUGCAGAGUGCCAUCCUGCAGGUGCAAGGGGACUGUGAGAAGCUCAACGUCACCACCAGCCACCUCAUCGAAGACCACCGGCAAAAGCAGAAGGACAUCGAUGUGUUGUACCAGGGUCUGGAGAAGCUGGAGAAGGAAAAGGCCAACCGGGAGCACCUGGAGAUGGAGAUCGACGUGAAAGCCGACAAGAGCGCCCUGGCGGCCAAAGUGAGUCGUGUCCAGUUCGAUGCCACCACAGAGCAGCUGAACCACAUGAUGCAGGAGCUGGUGGCCAAGAUGAGCGGGCAGGAGCAGGACUGGCAGAAGAUGCUGGACCGGCUCCUGAUGGAGAUGGACAGCAAGCUGGACCGCCUGGAGCUGGAUCCACUGAAGCAGCUGCUGGAGGACCGCUGGAAAUCCCUGCGACAGCAGCUCAAGGAGCGUUCCCCGCUCUACCAGGCGGACGAUGCAGCCGCCAUGCGGAGGCAACUCUUGGCACACUUCCACUGCCUCUCGUGCGACCGUCCCCUGGAGACGCCUGUGACUGGACAGUUGAUCCCUGUGACACCUGUGGGUCCCAGCCUGCCAGGCCACCGUUCCAUCCGCCCCUACACAGUGUUUGAGCUGGAGCAGGUUCGGCAGCAGGGCCGCAACCUCAAGCUGGGCAGUGCCUUCGCACGUGGGGACCUGUCACAGAUGGAACGCAGCGUGCGGCGCCUGCGCACCAUGCACUCCAAGAUGCUAUUGGACAUUGAGAAGGUGCAGAUCCACUUUGCUGGCUCCACCAAGGCCAGCAGCCAGAUGAUCCGCGAGCUGCUGCAGGCCCAGUGCCUCAGCUCCCCAUGCUACAAGCGGAUGCCGGACAUAGCUGAUUAUACCUAUUCCACGGUGCCCCGGCGCUGUGGGGGCAGCCACACACUCACCUACCCCUACCGCCGCACCCGCCUGCAACACCUGUCGCAGGGUCUGUAUCCUGUGGAGGAGGUCCAGAUCACCAUGAAGCAUGACGAGGUGGACAUCUUGGGCUUGGAUGGACACAUAUACAAGGGACGGAUGGACACGAGGCUGCCAGGCAUCCUGACCAAGGACGGGCUGUCAUCCCGACACAAGCCUAAGCUCUCCCGGCCCCACGUGCACCAGCAGCAGUCUCCAAGCGACAGCAGCCAGCCGCCGUCCCGGCCUCAGAGUGCACACACGCUGGUGGACACUAAUCCAGUUUCUUUGCGACAACAGAAAGACAGACCCGUCUCCUCCGAGGGCCGCCUCUCUGAGCCCAAUGAGCUCCUGCCUCUCAGCUCAGCGGACAUGGCGACCCUGCAGGCGCUGGACAGGCACCUAGAUGUGCCCCCAGGAGAGGGCCUCGAGGAGCCCACGCGUGGGCCACGCUCCACCCCUGCCCACAGAGCAGAGCUAUAA
Ochotona curzoniae (black-lipped pika) is the source of this 5637-nucleotide messenger RNA. RefSeq names its product glutamine rich 2 (gene QRICH2). NCBI's taxonomy places the organism in Eukaryota, Metazoa, Chordata, Mammalia, Lagomorpha, Ochotonidae. The transcript is spliced from 23 exons. The record is from RefSeq and is a predicted model, not a curated record. Bases 1 to 5637 code for a protein of 1878 amino acids.